GUGCUCGCGUCACGCUGCUCUGUGCAAAACCAGUCCACUUCUCGUCAACAAGCUGUACACAUUGACAUACACAUUCUCAAAAUCAUGGCAUCCACGUUCACUCUCAACACUGGCGCAAAGAUUCCAGCAGUAGGCCUGGGAACAUGGCAAUCUGACCCGGGACAGGUCAAGGCCGCUGUUGCACAUGCCCUCAAGUCGGGCUACCGCCACAUUGACGCAGCUUUCGUGUAUGGAAACGAGAACGAAGUGGGAGAGGGGCUGAAAGAGGCUUUCGACUCCGGGAUCAAGAGAGAGGAUGUCUUCGUCACAUCAAAGCUGUGGUGUACAUACCACCGAAAGCCUGAGGAGUGCCUUGACGAAGGUCUCAAGCGCCUCGGUCUCGAUUACCUGGAUCUCUACCUGGUCCACUGGCCAGUACCUAUGAAUGCAAACGGCAACCACCCCUUGUUCCCCAAGCUUGAAGAUGGCUCUCGCGACCUCGAUCGAGAAUGGUCACACGUUUCCACGUGGAAGAGCAUGGAGAAGCUGCUGAAGACUGGCAAAGUCAAGGCCAUCGGUGUUUCGAAUUACUCGGUGCCAUUCCUAGAGGAGCUCCUUAAAGAGGCCGAAGUCGUGCCUGCGGCGAACCAGAUCGAAAACCACCCAUACCUCCCACAAUCAGAGAUCAGCGAAUUCUGUAAAGAGAAGGGCAUCCUGGUCGAGGCCUACUCGCCAUUGGGUAGCACAGGCAGCCCGCUCUUCAAGGAGGAGGGCGUGCAAGAGCUUGCGAAGAAGCACAACGUCGGAGCAGGAACGAUCUUGAUCUCUUAUCAGGUCAGCAGAGGUCAUGUGGUGCUGCCCAAGUCCGUGACGCCACAGCGGAUAGAGGAGAACCUGAAGACUGUGCAACUGAGCUCUGAAGACGUUGCAUCGCUCGAGGAAAUCCACAAGAAGAAGGGACUCACAAGAUUCGUGUAUCCAGAGUUUGGUGUCAACCUCGGAUUCCCAGACAAGCAAUAAGUUGUCGGAUAGGUGCGUGUUAGAGAUUCAUCAUAGAUCGCCGAGCAUCUUUGCAGAGUAGUCACUCGUGCAGGAGAUAGAGUCGCUCAGCAAAUCGUUUCCAACC
This is a messenger RNA of Cercospora beticola, 1105 nucleotides long. RefSeq lists its product as uncharacterized. Gene Ontology annotation, molecular function: aldose reductase (NADPH) activity. Gene Ontology annotation, cellular component: cytosol. Lineage: Eukaryota; Fungi; Ascomycota; Dothideomycetes; Mycosphaerellales; Mycosphaerellaceae. The record is from RefSeq and is a predicted model, not a curated record.